Molecule: messenger RNA, 583 nt
Organism: Myotis daubentonii (Daubenton's bat)
Lineage: Eukaryota; Metazoa; Chordata; Mammalia; Chiroptera; Vespertilionidae
Gene: SPATA19
Product: spermatogenesis associated 19
Cellular component (GO): sperm midpiece
Source: RefSeq, a predicted model, not a curated record
CAUCAUUGGACAGCCAAUCAGGUGGGCACCUCCCUUCAAUGACCUCCUUGUUCCAGAAGAGUCCUUAGGCUGCUUCAAUGGACGGAGGGAGCCAAGAAGGAGGCCUGGCCUAAGUCCAAAGAUGAUAAUUACCACAUGGAUUAUGUACAUUCUCGCCCGGAAAGGUGUAGGGUGCCCCUUCCCACCAAAAACCAGUUCGGACAUCGAAGUUGUGGAAACUGAGGCUGUGUCUGUACUAGAGCACUGGUUGAAAAAAACCGAAGAAGAGGCUUCCCAGGAUAUAAAGGAGAAGAUGUCCAGCAGCUGCCCUUCCAUCCACGGCGAAGACAUCCACGUGACCAGAGAUGUGGUGAAACACCAUCUCUCAAAGUGCGAUUUGUUAACAAGCCCGAGUCAAGAAGUCCUGGAGGAAAGGACAAGAAUCCAGUUCAUAAGAUGGAGCCAUACCCGCAUCUUCCAAGUGCCAAGUGAGGUGAGAGAUGAAGUUGUGCGCGAUCGAAUAGAGCAGGUGAGACGAAGUUUAUGCCAUCUUUCGGAUGAGUCAUCUCAGAAUUUUGACAGAAAUUCCUACUCAGAGUGCUGA